Messenger RNA from Micropterus dolomieu (smallmouth bass), 1731 nucleotides. It is a transcript of the gene kctd6a, whose product is annotated as potassium channel tetramerization domain containing 6a. The transcript has 6 exons. Bases 206 to 928 code for a protein of 240 amino acids. Gene Ontology annotation, biological process: protein homooligomerization. The record is from RefSeq and is a predicted model, not a curated record. Gene Ontology annotation, molecular function: protein binding. NCBI's taxonomy places the organism in Eukaryota, Metazoa, Chordata, Actinopteri, Centrarchiformes, Centrarchidae.
GUCAGUGGCGUAGCUAAUAACUGAUGGAUGUAAAUGGAUGGUUAGCUCGGAGCUUUUACCUCCAGGUGUGUGUGCUGGUAAAGCAGCAGUCGGGAGUGAUGGAGUGGUUAUAGGUAAGACCGGUGUUGGUGGAAACAGAAAUGAUCUUUACAACCGUCUGACCUGAAGAGAAACAACACAGACAGCCCAGGGCUGCAGAUGGAGAAUGGAGACCUGGGUCACAUGGUGUGCGAGUAUGGGGGAGCCUGUGACUCUGAAUGUGGGCGGCUGUGUGUACAGCACGUCUCUGUCCACGCUGCAGCGCUACCCAGACUCGAUGCUGGGAGCCAUGUUCAGAGGCGACCUCCCCACCGUCAGGGACGCACACGGAAACUACUUCAUUGACCGCGACGGCCUGCUGUUUCGCUAUAUCCUCAACUUCCUGCGGACGUCCGAGCUGACGCUGCCAUGCGACUUCAAGGAGACUGAGCUGCUCAGGAAGGAGGCCGACUUCUAUCAGAUCGAGCCCCUGAUCCAGUGCCUGGGAGACCCCAAACCCAUGCUGCCCUACCCCACUGACACCUACGAAGAGGUGGUGGAGCUGUCCAGCACCAGGAAGCUGUCCAAGUACUCCAACCCUGUCGCAGUCAUCAUCACCCAGCUCACCAUCACCACCAAGGUCCACGCAGUGUUGCAGUCCAUCUCCAGCAGUUUCACAAAGUGGAACAAACACAUGAUGGACACGAGAGACUACCAGGUGUCCUUCACCUUCGGACCAUGUGACCAUCAACAGGAAGUCAGCCUGCGUGUCCACCUGCUCGACUUCAUCUCCAAAGCUGGUUUCACAAUACGCAACACGCGUGUUCACCACAUGAGCGAACGGGCCAAUGAGAACACAGUGGAACAUCACUGGACGUUCUGCCGACGAGCUCACAAAGUCAACGACUGACUGAUGGACUCAUUGACGGAUGGAAGAUGUGAUGGGGUGUAUGCAGACAGACAGAGACUUGUUGUUGGUGGUUUUGUUGUUAUGUGUUAAUGUUUUGUAUGACGUGUGUUCGUUUUGAGUCAUUCCCUCAUUCUCGUCAGACUUAAAGCAGGAGGUGAGGUUCACAUAAGGAUAGCACACUAGCCACAUGUGGUACAUUAUCAUAUAUUACCGUAGCUUUAUCAUAGACUCUAAAUGACCAAAAGUAUGUGGACAGCCCUCCAGUCUUAAUGCUACAGAAUACAAUGAUGUUUUAGACAUUAAUGUGCUUUCACCUUUGUGUCAGAAGUUUGAGGAAGUUGCUUUCUUGUUUCAACAUGAUGAUCCUGCUGUGCACAAAGCCAGCUCUGUAAAAAAAAAUGGCUUUCUAAGUUUGGUGUGGAAGAACAUGACUAACCUGCACGUAGCCCUGACCUCAAAACCAUCCAACCAUCCAUUUGGAAUGAACUGGAACACCGACUGGGAGCCUGACCUGAUCACUAACAUCAGUUUUGGAGCUCACUGAUGCUCUUGUGGCUGAAUGGGGGAAAAAAGUUUUCAGCCAGGUUCAACCUCUGGUGGAAAGAAUAAUACCCAUGGGUUUGGAAUCACAUGUUCAAUUAUCACGUACUGUAUAGCUGCAGUGUUCUGGUAAAAGUAAAAUGUUUUUGACCACAUAAUGUAUGGUAGCUACAUUUCUGACAUAUCAGCAUUAUCACAAAUCUGUUGUUCGCCAAUGACCAGUAAUUGAUAGCAAUUGCAAAUAAAAGAAUCUGGACAAUUAA